AUGCGGCACAUUUUUUACUUCCCGGCGUCUUACACGGCGCUCAUCUACGCCAUUAUCACCGGCACCGGACUCCUGUCAUGCCUCUACAUCGGGCUAGCCAUUCACACAAAGGAGAUCCUCACCACGGGCUGCGGCGAGGACCACUACGAGUUCUGGCCCAGUAUCAGCUCCACAAUUGGGGACAUGAUGCCGGAGCGGCAGACGUGGCGCAUCGCCUUUGUGCUGUGCACACCGUUUCGCCUCGGCGCGACCAUUUCCCUCUUCAACGUCUUUUGGCAAAGGUCCUCGCGUGGAAUGUCCGACCUGUACAGCUUCCGCACCUCUAUGAAGAUGUUCGUGAGCAGCAGCGCGUUUCUGUCGCUGCUCAUGUUCUGGGUAGAUCUGUGGCGGCUUGUCGGGGCGUGCAUCUGGGCCAUGGUCGCCUCCUUCGAGUCACUGUCGUACCACAACCUUGGCUUCUGCCCCUACAUCUUUCUGUGCUUUGUGCUGCAGCUCACCCUGACCGCGCUGGUGCGCCGCAACCGGUACAACAUGGCAAUCUACCCGACUCAGCAGGAUGCUUCUCGGUCGCUCCUCCUCAAACGCAUUUGCCUGUGGGGUGAGACGGUUGCUUCGAUUGGUGUCGUCUGCAGCUACACCUACCACUUCUCCACCUGCGCCAACGGCUCCUUCAGCAUGUCGAACAUGUUUGAAUGGGCCUUCGGCGCGUGCAACAUCAUCUACGACGGCUCGGCUUGGUAUGACCUGAAACAGGAAGGGUGGUGGCUGAGCGCGACGCCGGGUUUCUACCGCAAACGCUGGGGCCGACGCAGCUCCCUCCUGUCGCCCCCGUCGCCGUCGGUGGUGGUUAACGGCCAUGGCGGCAGCACCACUGCAGCCGCAGCGAAGGUAGGCGGCCCGACAGGAAAGACGGACAACGCGGCGCUGGAAAGCGACAACGUGGUGAUCGUUCCUGCCUCUCCAACGCCUCCAGCGGACGGGUUCGCCAACCCGGAGAAGGAAGGCUUCGAGGGCAGCGACGCCACGGAAGAGACCGUCGCGCUCACCUCGCCGCCCCGCACGACGACAGGGGAGUUCUUCCUCGACCACGACGUCAUUCUUCAUCGAUUUUCCUUCUGCAGUGCCCCGUCGCGGCUGUCGCUCUGGCUGUGCGACAUUUACUGGGCGCACUUCUUCUUUGAGAUGGUGGUGCACCUCAUUGAGCACAUGUACUUCAUGCCACUCAUUGCCAUGUCGCUUUCGUGGGAGAUGAGCUCCAUCCUGGUCAUCGGAAUACCGUGCCUGCUGCGCAUCGGCAAGUUGCGUCGCUGGGCGACGGGGCCGUGCCCGUUUGCGCGAACGUGGCUGAAGCCCUCCCACGUCCCGAUCGGGCUGAGCUACCGAGUUGUGCCGAUGUACGUUUUCUUCUACGCCAUGUCGUGCCUCUCGCACCUCCACCAAGUUGUGCUCCACGACCCUGGAAAGAAAAUUCUCGUCGUGGCGGCUGGGCCGCUCUUCCUGUACAUGGGUCUGUUCACUCGCUUCCUGUACCCAUCCACCGUGAUGUUGAAGCGCUCGUCGUCGGAGGGCAACGAGGAUAGUCGCCGCAUGACCAUGGCGACACCGCUGGGAUUGGUGCUGUGCAUGCUGCUGCGCUUUCUGCACGUCGGGGUCUCACCGUUUUACACUGUCCCGUUCUACGGCUGCAUCUUUGGCAUCGUUCUCGGCCUCACCUUCACCACCGUCAUAUACCGCCACGCGAUGUUCGGCAACGCGCUGAAGGAGGAGCAGCAAACGCAGCUGAACAGGCGAGGGUCUGCCGACGCCUCCCCGGUGGCGACCGUGAACUCAUCCGUCAACACCCCGAAAGCGCGUGCGGCCACUCGCGAGGCUGAGAGCCCAGACGGUAAGCCUUUCGCGGACGACGACGGCGAUGGAAGGAAAGAGGGCGUGGAGGGCGGUCGCGUUCGCGGCGUGCAUUUCAGUUUGAGUCAAAUUGACGAGGUAAACGAGAAUACCGUCGCAGCCAUCGCCACCCUUUACCCGGCCCCAUCGCCCAUGCUGCUCGGUAUUUUGUUCGGCAGCAUCAGCAGCCUCGGGGUCACCUUUUUUAACUGCGCCAACUACAUUCCGCGCCUGCUGGCGGUGGAUCCGUACCCGACGAACUUGAUUAUCGUAGCCGUCUUCACGCUGGGUCUCUUCUACUCGACGGACAUUCUGCCGAUUUCGCUCGUGCUGCUGCGGCCGAAGCGGCGCCCCGAUGUGGUGCGCCGCGCCUUGCACACGGCCUUCCGCGGUUCGUGGACCCGCUUUGGUAUCGUGCUCGCCAUGAGCACGUGCCUCAUGCUCUUCGCCACCCGCCAGACCAACUUCACCUACGAGCUCCCGCACCCGGGCUAUCCGGUGACCAUGGACUCGCCCAAAGCAGAUGUCGACAUAAAGUAUUGGGCCGCGCAGGAGAAUUUCUGGGGCAGCAAGACGCUGGCCCUCCUCGGCGGCCUCGGCUUCACCUUCUGCAUCGGGGUGCUCUUUCCUUUUGUGAUGGAGGUGACGUGGGCGCACCAGAGCGACCGCCGCUUCGCGCAUAUCGCCGAGGCAAUAGACGCGGACGCCGUCAUCAGCCGCGAGUGCACCUUCCUCACAUCCUUUGAGUUCGCCUGGACAACGGUCGUCAUCACGUCUGGCAUUCUUUACGCCUUGUGCAUCUCCUACCCCUUUGUGCCGAUGGGGUGGCUGGUGCGGGAGAAGUCGCGGCCACUGAUCCUUGCCCACGUCGCCUUGACGUACGUCACGGCGUGGAUCGUGGCGCGGCGCAUUCGUGGCUCGCGCGCGGUGGCGUCGUCGAUGACCGAUAUCGCGGCGGCACGCAAGCAGCGCUCCAUGCAGCUUAUGGUGGUGCUCAUCAUCCUCUUCGCAUUUGCGUGGGUCUUCUUGGGCUACAUCACGAUGGGCAGUAAUGCCGGUUUCGCGGCGAAGAAGAACACGGCGCUCAUCUACCAGGAUGAGGUGCUGCACAUGCACAAGCUUCUGAUUGAGCUGCGCAAGGAGCGCAACAUCAUGACGGACCCACUCACAAAGGAGUUCGCGACGGUGUACUACACGAAGCGCUACGAUGAUGCGAUGGAGCGGAUGUGGAAGAACAUCAGCAGGUCCAGCAGCACCACCCCGGUGAACCCGAAAUUUCGCCUGGGUCACCUGAGCGUCGAGGAUCGCGUGGACGUGUGGCACGCCGCGCAGGCCAUGACCUUUUUCUCGGGUGCCAUCUUCACCGUCCACUUUGGCCUCGACAACUACAACGUUGACUCCCUCGCUCGAAUGGUGGAGCAGCUGCGCAGGACGGAAGCGGGCGUGAUAGGGCUCUUGGAGAGCGACAGCAUGCACAUGACGAACGGCAACCGCGAUUUGGUCGACUACGUGUCCUACCACCUCGGCUUCCCGUACACCGAUUACGGCCCUACGGCUCUCGACAACACAUACGGCUGCGCGCUCAUCACGCGCUACCCCAUCGUCGAAGUGCACCGCUACGUUAUCCCAUCCCCGCUAGGCGAGCUUUCCUGCACCAUUCACGCGGUGCUAGACGUCUACGGCGUGCGCAUUCACACCUACGUCGGCCACUUCGGCAACACGGAGCACUGGGCCGACGGUCUGCUGCAGUCGCAGUUCGUCGGCCGGCUCGUGCAGGCCAACCCCGGUCCGUCCAUGUGGCUCGGCUACCUUGUGACACCGCCUGGUAAGAAGGACCGCUACGCCGAGUACACCGACCCGAAGGCGGUGGGCAAGUUCCGCGACGCCGGGCUCGACAUGUACCGCCACCACCCGUGGGUGCGCCUGUGGGAGCGUGGCGGCUUCGAGGAGGAACCACCGUCCACCGUCACCAAGGAGCCAGGCGAAAACCUCGACUUCAACGUCGAGCACAAACUGCAGUUUAUCGACUACCUGGAGGUGGGGAUGAAAGUUGAUCACCGCUUCCGCCGACCACCACCUGACAAGCCGCCGCGGUACUUCUACUACAACGACACUGGCCGCUUCACUGUCGCCCAUCCCCGCUUCGAGUUUAUCGAUCGCUACUGCCAGUACAUCCUCUACAAGACAGGCGCCAAGGCGGACGAGAAGGGCGAUGACUUGGGGAAGCUGCAGCGGUACAAGCUGCGCCUGUUCGAUUGGUGGCGCAUCAUCGACCACGGCGUGGAGCUACUCUCGGACACGGAGAUUCAGGUGGUGCAGCUCGCCUUCGAGAAGCAGGACGCAUAG
Molecule: messenger RNA, 4230 nt
Organism: Leptomonas pyrrhocoris
Lineage: Eukaryota; Euglenozoa; Kinetoplastea; Trypanosomatida; Trypanosomatidae
Exons: 1
Coding region: 1-4230 (1409 amino acids)
Biological process (GO): GPI anchor biosynthetic process
Cellular component (GO): endoplasmic reticulum
Source: RefSeq, a predicted model, not a curated record